AUGCCUUACUCAAGUCUCUUCCGUUCGGAAGAGAUGUCUCUCAUUCAACUUUACAUACCACAAGAAACCGCUCAGCUAACUGUAGCGGAGUUGGGAGAGUUGGGUUUAAUCCAAUUUAGAGACGUGCGUAAUUCCGGUUUGCAGUUUUUCACUUCAAAAGACUCCUUAGGCCUGAAUCCCGAUGUCAAUGCGUUUCAACGCGCUUUCGUCAAAGAAAUUAGGCGUUUCGAUGAGAUAGAAAGGCACUUGCGCUUCUUUACUGCUCAAAUUGCAAAAUCGGAAAUCGAGAUACGACCGCUUACUGGUGACGCAUCAAAUGUGCGCAUCCGGAAUGCAAAUGAGAUCGACGACCUUGAAGACAAGAUUAUGGAACAUGAACGGCGCAUCACGCAAAUGAACAGUUCAUACGAGACAUUGAUGAAACAAUAUUUGGAACUGACAGAGGCGAAGCACGUAUUACGCGAGACCGCCGAGUUCUUUAAGAAGGCCGAAUCCCGUCAAGAUGACAUACGCAGCUCUUUUGACGAACCAACAGCUCCUCUACUAGAACCAGAUUCUCUGCAAGACAUCGAGCAAGGAGAACCGUCUUUCCAUCAACUCAAUCUAGGAUUUGUUGCAGGUGUUAUCCCGAGGACGAAAAUGCAAACCUUUGAGCGUAUCCUCUGGCGCGCAUUACGUGGAAAUCUAUAUCUCAAUUAUGCAGAGAUCGACGAACCAAUAACCGACCCAAGUACGGACGAGGUGGUCGAAAAAAAUGUGUUCAUCAUAUUCGCUCACGGAAGAGAACUGUUAAACAAGAUCAGAAAAAUUUCCGAAUCUUUGGGUGCGACUCUUUAUCCCGUAGAUAGCAAUCACGAAAGUAGACGUGAGAAAUUGACAGAAGUUAUGGGAAAGAUAGAAGAUCUCAAUUCAGUUUUACAAAACACCAAAAAUGCCAGAAUUUCGGAAUUAGCCAAGGUCGCAAGUAAUUUGGCCGUAUGGGUUACCAUUGUAAAGAAAGAGAAGGCCAUCUAUCACACCAUGAACCUGUUUAAUUAUGAUGUGAGCCGCAAGUGUUUGAUUGCAGAGGGCUGGUGCCCCAAGAAUGAUAUUGAACAGAUUCAAAAUGCUCUUAGAAAAGUCACCGAAGAGUCAGGUUCAACGGUGCCAUCAAUCCUGAAUGAGCUUCGCACGACAAAAGAACCACCAACGUUCCAACGUGUCAACAAAUUUACCAGCGGAUUCCAAGAAAUAGUGGACGCAUAUGGCGUCGCGAAAUAUCGUGAGGUCAAUCCUGGAUUAUUCACCAUAAUCACCUUCCCGUUCCUGUUCGCUAUAAUGUUUGGUGACUUUGGUCACGGAGCUCUGGUCACCAUUGCAGCGUUAUACUUAAUCAUUCGUGAGAAAUCCUUGGACAAACCGGGAAAGAACGAAAUGUUCGAGAUGUUCUUUGGCGGACGCUACAUAAUCCUACUGAUGGGGUUAUUCUCUAUGUAUACCGGAUUUGUCUAUAAUGACAUGUUUUCCAGGCCGCUUGAACUGUUUUCUUCAGGUUUCAAAUGGAAUUACAACAAUGUCACGGGACAAUACGAAGGGCAUCAGGUUGGAGUGUAUCCUAUAGGUAUCGAUCCGGCUUGGCACGGUUCCGAGAAUUAUUUGGUGUUCACCAAUUCUUACAAGAUGAAGAUGUCUGUGAUUUUGGGUGUCCUUCAAAUGAGUUUUGGUAUCGUCCUCACGGUUUUUAAUUAUACCUACUUCAGGAAAGCAACAAGCAUCUACACAGAGUUCAUUCCUCAGAUGUUAUUCAUGCAAUGUAUAUUCGGAUACUUGGCCUUCACUAUAAUUUAUAAGUGGUCAAUCAACUGGAACGAAAGUGACCAAAGCCCUCCAGGACUACUGAACAUGUUGAUCUACAUGUUUUUACAGCCUGGCACUGUGUCGGAAAAGGAUCAAUUGUACCCUGGACAAGGACUUGUUCAAGCCACACUUCUCAUAAUUGCUUUGACAUGUGUGCCAUUUAUGUUACUCGCAAAACCGUUGAUCCUGAGGCACGAAUACAAGAAAAUUCGGGCCCAAGGUUAUCAUAAUCCCCAGACUGACGCCACCCGUGUAUCAACCGACGAAAAUAAUGAAUAUGGCGGGGCUGUUGUUGCAGAAGUGAUGCUCGAGGAAGAAGAAUUCGAUUUUAGUGAAAUUAUGAUCCACCAGGUGAUACACACCAUAGAAUUUUGCUUGGGUUGCAUCUCAAACACCGCAAGUUACCUCCGAUUGUGGGCUUUAAGUUUGGCUCAUGCCCAACUGUCGGCAGUACUGUGGGAUAUGACACUGAAACCAACACUUGGCAUGAAAGGUGUAUUCGGGAUCAUUGCUAUAGUUAUCGCGGUAACCCUAUGGCUAACCUUGACCAUCGCGAUCCUGUUAUUGAUGGAAGGCUUGUCAGCAUUUUUACACGCCUUACGUCUGCAUUGGGUUGAAUUCAACAACAAAUUCUAUGAGGGAACUGGUAGAAAAUUUGAACCAUUCUCAUUUAGACGAAUAUUGAGAGAACAGGAAGAUUAA
Molecule: messenger RNA, 2538 nt
Organism: Acaulospora colombiana
Lineage: Eukaryota; Fungi; Glomeromycota; Glomeromycetes; Diversisporales; Acaulosporaceae
Source: the annotation of a GenBank genome assembly